AUGGUUGUAAAUAUAAAAUCAUAUUAUGUUAUAACUUUGCUUUAUUUAUUUUCAGAAAUUACCCAUCAGCAGUACAUGCAACUUCGCAAUGGUGAGUUACAGAUAGAGUGGUUCUGUAAUGGUUGCAGGAACGGCGACGAACCACCACCGCCACUUGAAAUCCCGGUAUCGCCACUCAGAAAUCUUGCGCAAGAGGAUCUAAGACAUGGGGGUAACACUACCAUACCAGAUGUGUCAUUCGACCUAGCUCAAGAGUACGAACGACCAACACCAGUGGUAGACACGUCUUUACCUGAUGACCUUGAGCUGAAAGACGAAAUCCCCGCCGACGACGCCGUAAUUACGUAUGAGAUUGUGGAGUCCGGGACUAAGCGAGGUGCGGCGAAACUGAUCAGUUCGGAUGGAUAUUCUUACACGAAGGGGGUAACGUCCGGAGAGAGACAAUUCUGGCGAUGCUCGGUGCGAAACAAGACAGUAAAAUGUCCGGCAUCCGUGAAACAGUACCGCGACAUGUUCACAUCGGGUGUAGCAGGACACGUUCAUCCACAAGAUCCUGGUGCUACAAAAAAGAUGAAAAUAGCUAAGAAGGUGAAGGAACUGGCGCGAGAACGUGUCUUUGAGCCAGCCGCCGCAAUCGUGGAACGUGUCAUGAAGGAUAUGGUGGCACCAAACGAUGUCAGCCUACCCAAACCAGCAAAUCUAGUUCGUGCUGUCAACCACCACAGACGUCUCCGUCCCGAUGAUCCUAAAGACUUAGCGUUUGAGCAACUUGGCAGGCGAUAAGAGAGGUUUUUCCUGAUGCCGUGAUACGGGGAUGCGUCUUCCACUUUACACAGCGGAUAUACAGGAAGAUCACCACAGAGGGACUGAGUACCGCGUAUCAGCAACAUGGUGACAAGUUCGAGUUCUUUAGGAAAAUUAUGUCCCUUCCUUAUCUACCAGUUGAACAGAUUGAACCGGCAUUCAACAGGCUGAUGGAGGUUGCUGAAGGAGUCGGGGGUCCCGUACUGCGGGUAUGCGAGUACAUUUCCCGUACAUGGAUCCACGGCAGUGUAUGGCGACCCCUCAAUUGGUGCGUGUUUAGAGAGGAGGUGCGCACGAACAACGACUUGGAAGGAUGGCAUAGACGCAUCAACGCACGAGCGUGUUCAGCCAACCUCGGUCUUUACAAGUUGGCCAACCUUCUCAGAGAGGAAUCUGAGACAGUUGAUCUACAUAUACGGCUGGUGAGCCAGCACCUUCUCACGAAGAUCAGACGGAAGAAGUAUGUUACGAUACACGGCAGACUACAUCAAGCAUGGGAUGACUACGAAGAGGAGAAGCUGACAACCACUGAACUUCUGAGGAUCAUCAGCCACAUCAAUGCCCUUGGACCAUCCACAGCGGUCCACCACAUGCUCGACGACGGCGAGUCUUGAACGAUGAACGACU
Messenger RNA from Dreissena polymorpha, 1431 nucleotides. RefSeq lists its product as uncharacterized. The coding region runs from base 1 to 783 and encodes 260 amino acids. The transcript is spliced from 5 exons. The record is from RefSeq and is a predicted model, not a curated record. NCBI's taxonomy places the organism in Eukaryota, Metazoa, Mollusca, Bivalvia, Myida, Dreissenidae.